CUUUGCUGCGCUUCCCCGCGUCGUGCCCCGCCAUCGAUCCAUCUACCGGUAAAUAGUCAACCUGCAUCUCGAUCUCGACUCUCCCAUGACUUCUCGCGACGUCACGAGUAAGCUGCGGCAGCGUGUUUGGAAUGGGAGCAUACCGUUGGAGAUACGACUGGACAAAGGCGACUGCAGGACUUAUGAUGCGUCGGAUCCUUAUCUGAUACAAUUCCCUCGAAUAUCAUAUCUAGGCUUGCUGAUCCACAAACUCCAUGCAUUCUUUUCAAACACCUUGAUCUAUCCCGACGUCCUGCCUUCCGACGCCUGGUUAUCAUACGAAGGUGUACCGUUGAAAUGGCAUUAUCCCCUCGGUCUGCUGUAUGACCUGUACUCUGGCGCCGAGCCAGCAUAUCCAUCGUCCACCUUCAACCACAUGGAUCCCUCACCCCUCCCAUGGCGCCUUACACUCCACUUCUCCGCAUAUCCGACUGACCAGCUCGUCAAGCUCGACGACCAAGACAAACACAUGCAUGAUCUCUUCAUCCACAGCGUGAAAGAAGCGGAUUACUUGCGCACUGGCACGGGAAAGACGGUCAUGUUUCUGAGUAAAGAGGAUUCGACGCAGCUUUGGGAUGGCGUCAAAUCGCAUGAUUUCCAGCUAUAUAACCCCAUCAACCAAAAGCUCCUCAACCCGCAAGGCGCCGCCCUACGACAUAUACCAGUCCGGUUGUAUCUUCCACAUGCAGCGAGCGACAACGAGCAAAGCCCAGGGAGUCUGAGGGUCGUGCAAGGUCUAGUGAAGGCGGAAAUGGGAUCUCGUCAACCGCAGACUAUUGGCACGGCAUUGAAUCAAAUCCUCCCAUCUCUUUUCCCAAGUAGACGUAGUGCGCUACUCGCCCAGGCCGUGUUGCAUGGUGCUGUCUUACCGUUAAGUGCUGGGGUGGAGGAUCUGGUCAGAGCCGCGGCAUAUUUGGACGGGUGGCUGCAUGUUGCUGUGGUGAUGAUGGGAUAGCGAGGGUUUGCUUGGACUGGACCUCUUUAAGUGUGGGUGCCUUCCAACUCCAACCUAGUAUCAGUAUCCUUGUUUACAACAGUAUAUACAUGGUUGUCGGAUAAUUCUUGCAAGGCAGGUUCACGCAGUGCGCCUGGCAAGGGCACGACACAAGCAUAUUCGCGAUCGGCUCCGUAUCACGUUUGGCAGAGCAAUCUACUUAGCUCGUUAGGAUGGGUGGC
This is a messenger RNA of Dothidotthia symphoricarpi CBS 119687, 1215 nucleotides long. RefSeq names its product autophagy protein-like protein 5. Gene Ontology annotation, cellular component: cytoplasm; Atg12-Atg5-Atg16 complex; phagophore assembly site membrane. The record is from RefSeq and is a predicted model, not a curated record. Gene Ontology annotation, biological process: nucleophagy; cellular response to nitrogen starvation; autophagosome assembly. NCBI's taxonomy places the organism in Eukaryota, Fungi, Ascomycota, Dothideomycetes, Pleosporales, Dothidotthiaceae. The coding region runs from base 86 to 994 and encodes 302 amino acids. The transcript has 3 exons.